GCGGACUGAAUUCAUUUUCCGCAAUCAUCGCCUUCCAAGCAAGCAGAUUUUACCUAAAAAACAGAGUGGCGUGACCUCAUUCUGGACAGAAUGCGGAUAUAAAUAAGCAUGUGCAUCUGGCGUCUUUUCAAGAGCUUCUCGAGCCAGUCAUUCUCGGGGAUGGAAAUUGCGCAAUCGUAUUUGCAUGGGGUCCAUGACGCGAAAUCGAUGCACCCAUGGAAACAAGCCGACCCAGGCGAACAUCAAGCAUUACACCGACCGAGCGCGAGACGGCACCGGACUUAUCGUCGCAGAGGGCACCUUUAUCAGUCUGAACGGUGCCGAAUGGCCCCACGCGCCUGUAAUGUACAACCAAGACCAUUCAGAUGCUUGGGCCAAGGUGACAAGCGAGGUGCACAAGGUUGGGGGAAAGAUUCUCUUCCAGCCAUGGCAUCCAGGACGCAUCCAGAAUGACAAUAUGCCGAUGUUGAAAGAAACAGGAUAUCCGGUCUAUGCACCAUCCAAGGUACCUGCCAAGGGCGGAAAAUAUCGUACAUUGGAUGGACUUCCAGGCCACACCCACAACAUCACCGAGAUCGAUGACCCGAGAGGUAUUAUUGAACAAUAUCGGCACUCUGUAAGCUUGGCCAAGUCUGCUGGAUUUGAUGGAAUUGAGCUACUAGCACAAGGCGGGUAUCUUCUACACAACUUCCUGUGCUCGCACUCGAAUACACGCAUCCUCGACGCCAUCAUUGAGGUCUGGGGAUCUCGAGCAGUUGGGAUCAAGAUCUGCCCUACAGAUGACUAUAAUGACACCAUGAUCUCAUAUGAAGAAAUGAAAGAGACUUACACAUACUUCAUCAAGGAGCUAAUGUGUCGUAACCUCGCUUUUAUCAACUUAUCGCGUCGAGGUUGUGAUGUGGGGCGCGAAACCGAUGACUAUUUCAGGUCCCAGCCCAGGCCUGAUGGGAAAGAAUUACCUCCAAAGUACGAGCCUCUGACGGACUUUGGCGCUCUUAUCAAGUAUCCUGGAAGUCGCACUAUGCUCAUGGUAAACCACGAGUACACGGUAGAGGAGGCAAGAUGUCUAUUGCAAAAAGAGAAGAUUGACCUCGUGACAUUUGCACGGCCAUUUAUCUACAAUCCGGUGGGAAUUGUCCCUCUUGCCUCGAACACUCGCGGUGGUAAAGUCAAUUAUGGACCAUUCCAGGAUCCCAAUGAGAAUUACAAUGAUUGGCCGUCAUUUGGAAGGGAGGGUGGGGCUAUUGCCGGUUAG
Aspergillus neoniger CBS 115656 is the source of this 1255-nucleotide messenger RNA. Its product is annotated as flavoprotein NADH-dependent oxidoreductase. Gene Ontology annotation, molecular function: FMN binding; oxidoreductase activity. The record is from RefSeq and is a predicted model, not a curated record. The coding region runs from base 185 to 1255 and encodes 356 amino acids. Lineage: Eukaryota; Fungi; Ascomycota; Eurotiomycetes; Eurotiales; Aspergillaceae. The transcript is spliced from 7 exons.